CUGCUGGUGGGGUAGGGAGGAGGGGCAGGUGGGGAGGCAGGUGAGGAGGUGUGGUAAGGUGUAUGAUUUCAGAGGAGGUAGCAGAGGAUUUGCUGAUGGGCUGGCUCUGAACACCCUGAGAAGGGAACCUUCUGGCUUUUGAGACUCCUGGCUGCAGCCAUGGCGAUGGGGCUCCUCUUUGGACACUUCAGACUUGAGGGUCAUCCAAGAGGAGGAGAUGUCAGGCCAGCAUUUAGAUACUGAGUCUGGAGCUCAGCGGAAAGGCGGACUGGAGACAGUAACUUCGGAGUCUUGAGAACACUGCAGGUAUGCAAGGCUGAGGAGAGAAUGAAAGCAUUUCCUAAAGGCGCAGGCCCCAAAUCCAAGCCUGAGAAACUCUUGCCCGUGGAGGAAGGCCGGGCUGCUGCAGGGAAAGGAGUGUGGUGACCCGUGAGGGAGGAGGAGCACCAGAGCUGGGGGGCCUGGCCUUCAGGGCGGGAGCUAGCGGGCCCCCUGUAGGGUCAGGAGAGGACAGGAACCUGGGUUGGCUUGGGCAACUCCAAGACCAUGAGAACCCCUGGGGGUCAGGACAGGUGUGUUGAAGAGGAGGCCACAGUGUCAGAGAAGAGUGGGGGACCUGGUCAGUCUGGAAAGCCGAGGGGCUGCGAGGAACUGUGGUGUGUGGGGUUGGGCCUGGGUUUGCCCAGUGGGCCUCUGCCUUGGGCAGCCCAGAGAUUCUCUUCUGGAGGGCUGGGGGGGUCCCGCCAACAUGAACUUCCAGCCAGCCCCCACCUCCCUCCCUGGAGGGCUGGCUCCUUGCCCUAUAGUGUCUCACUCCUGGCUACUGUGGUGUCAGCUGACCCUGUCUGUCCCUUGCCCGGACACUCUCUGGGUCUAAGAUGCCCCAAAGAAGAACACAGCGUGGCUGGAUUUACUUAGUCUCUCGCCACCUUCCCCGAGCAGAGCGAGACUUCAUUUACACCACCUCUGCUCCAGAAGGCUCCUCUGUGUUUGGCUUCUAGAAAGUUUGAGGGUGUCACGGGUUAUUUUGGUGGGCAGGACCUUGAAUGUUUAGAAUGUGUUUGGCUUGGUUGGAGGAGUCACUGUAGGGUCAGAGACACCCUGAGGUCUGUUGGACCCCAGGCUGGGUUCUCAGUAGCUGUUGAAUGGAGAGCACCCAGAUACUUGCCUGGGAUUUCCAAGUGGUUUUGCUAAAUACUUUUCCUGCAUCUGCUUAGCCAGUGUUUUUACAUCUGUUACCUGCAUUUUGUCAUCACGCACAACGAAAUGGAGCUCAGGAAAAAUGAAAGGACUUGCCCAAAGUUCCGCAGUUGUUGAGUAACAUACCAGAAUUGCAGGCCAGGCCUGUAGACCCCAGAUCAGGCCAUCCCUUGCUGACUGAUUAACCCUACGCUCAGGAGGUGGUGCUGGGGUGCGAGGCACCGGCUUUCUCACUGUCCUCGGGAAUAGAGCCUUCUCUGAGGGGCUGAGGGACACUCCUCCUGCCUCCUGACACCUGUUUCCUCUGCUUCUUGACACCCUCAGCACAUCCAGGGAGACAGAAUGAGGCAGCCCUAAACUCGGUCAAGUCUUGGCCACGGGAGCCCCGGGCUCCUGGGAAGUGCUUGUGCAGCAGGUGUGAGCGCGGCUGAGCACUCCCCGCAGGAAAGCCAGCUCAGCACAGGACAUCCCGGAGAUACCUGGGGAGGGCUGGCCCAGCCCUCCCUGGGGAGUGGGAGACUGAGACCCAGGGAAGGCUCCACCUGGGGACAUGAGGCUUGCCCAUGUCUCCCCACAGGCCCUGUGCCCAUGCUUCCCAUCCCUGCCACGCACCCCAGUAAGCCUGGGCGUGGGGUGGAGGCAGCGGUUUCCAGGUUUCAGAGGAUUUGGCCACAGCCCGGACUUUCUCAGUCUCUGGCCUCCUCACCUAGCUUCUGAGGGAGGGUAACCUCUGGGAGCUGCUGGAGUCUGGUCCUGCCUUAUGGUCAGUGAAUGUCCCUUUUGGGCCCCCCACCCCCUUUUUCAGAAAGAAACUGAGUCCCAGAGAAAGAAGUGACUUCCCCCUGUUACUGUUCAUUUGCUGCUGUGUGUCUCCUGACCUGCCUGGAGUAGCCUCCUUCAACCUGGUUUGUUGGAGCCAGGUACCUGGCUCCUGGCCUGUAACUCUUUGAUCCUCACAGCGGCCUUGUGAGAGAGAGAUAAGCAGCAUUAUUGCCCAUUCUGCAGGGGAGGCGCCCGCGAAGCCCAGAGAGGGCCUCAUCCAAGAACACACAGGUUGGUGCAAGUGACGCAGCCCACAUUUGAGCUCAGUCUGGCUUUAGAACCCACGUUCUUAACCACUGGGGUACACGCCUCAAACUUGUUUGACUGCCAGGCUCCUUAGAAACAGAAUGUGAGGAGUUAAUCCUUCAUGACCCAGUCCCUGCAGAAUUAGACCCGUGGGCUCUGCCUGGCUUUGGACUUGCCUUGCUGCUGGAGGAUGGUCAGACAAUGCCUGCUAUGUGCCUGGCCACUGCAGGUGCCAGGAAAUGGCCCACCCUGAUGUUGGAAGCAUGUUAGCUCGGGUACCGCAGCUCAGGUGCUCAAGUCUCCCCCUUUCUCUCCUCUGUCCACUCCUGUUCUAGAUGGUGGGCAGGGCCCUGUCCCCCUGGGUCCCUAGGGGCCCCAGGAGAACCCCAUUCCUGUUGCCCUGCCCCCUCCAUCCCCGUGGACAAGGGAGGGGCCACGGCCAGCUAGCCUAAACCCUGGGCUUGGAAGGAUGACUCUCACCUGCCCCCAACUGGGGCCUGGGUGCCCGAUGCUCCGCCCUGUAGGGUGACAGGCCCCCUUCCCCCCACUUCUCUCCUCCUUCCCCACUUUUGCUGUGUCUCCCCUUCACCUCCCUUUCUCUUGUCUCCUUUCCUGUUGGGUCAGGGCGUGAUCGCCAGUCUUCACCUCUGUAACAUUGGGAAAGGAUAGAACCGACCCCACAGGCUUUUGAGGCUCAGAUCGAAAGCCCAGCAGUUGUGUACCCCCACAAACAGAUCUUCCUCUUCAUCCUCUUUUUCCCCACAAAGGCAAAAUGUUAGUGGUUGUGGACCAGGUGGGGCCUGGAACUCAGAGGGGGGAGCCUGGUCUCCAGAGGCUGACCUUGCAGCCUGUGAAAGUCUGGGGUGAGCUGGCGAGCCUCCGUCUGCCGCGGCUUCCCCAUCUGUGAGCCGGGGGUCCAGUCACACCUGUGUCGAGGGCGGUCAUGCCGGGGUGCUGAGUGCUUCGCCGGUACAUACUGCUUAAAAAAUGCUGCCUUGCCUGCUUAUUACUCCUAAGGUGUAACCUCAUUGUUUGGGGGGUGCUUUGGGACCUGAGGGAGAAAUUCAGAAUUUUCCUGUCAUGCAUUUUGUCUUAAGUCUUCUGUAGAAGGCAGAGGCCUUCAGUUUGAUCUUGGCUUUUGGGAUUUUUUUUUUUUUACUGUCCCAUUUCCUGUAUGGAAAAAGGGAUCUGCGCCUUUAAGUUCCCAGCAGCUGAGUGGGACACUGGCCCUUUAAAAGCACAUUACAGAGUUGGAACUUAGCCUUUGUUUAACUUGCCUGAUUAGUCCCAGCGGACAGGGCUGGAGUGGUAUGUCUAGGACCGGAGUGGGGCUGGACUGGCUGGGCCCAGCGGGGACCAGCCGGCCUCGGGCUGUCUUGCCCUGGCCCCAGGGCUUCCGGGGCCUGGCGAUCCUGGUGGCUGUGCUGAGGGCGGGUCCCAUCUGAUGCCAAGGCUGAAGGAGUCUCGCUCCCACGAGUCCCUGCUCAGCCCCAGCAGCGCGGUGGAGGCGCUGGACCUCAGCAUGGAGGAGGAGGUGGUUAUCAAGCCUGUGCACAGCAGCAUCCUAGGCCAGGACUACUGCUUCGAGGUGACAACGUCUUCAGGAAGUAAGUGCUUCUCCUGCCGGUCAGCAGCCGAGCGGGACAAGUGGAUGGAGAACCUGCGGCGAGCUGUGCACCCCAACAAGGACAACAGCCGGCGGGUAGAGCACAUCCUGAAGCUGUGGGUGAUCGAGGCCAAGGACCUGCCAGCUAAGAAGAAGUACCUGUGCGAGCUGUGCCUGGAUGAUGUGUUGUACGCCCGCACCACGGGCAAGCUCAAGACGGACAAUGUCUUCUGGGGCGAGCACUUUGAGUUCCACAACCUGCCGCCCCUGCGCACCGUCACCGUCCACCUGUACCGCGAGACCGACAAGAAGAAAAAGAAGGAGCGUAACAGCUACCUGGGCCUGGUGAGCCUGCCUGCCGCCUCCGUGGCCGGGCGGCAGUUCGUGGAGAAGUGGUACCCGGUGGUGACACCCAACCCCAAGGGCGGCAAGGGCCCGGGGCCCAUGAUCCGCAUCAAGGCCCGCUACCAGACCAUCACCAUCCUGCCCAUGGAAAUGUACAAGGAGUUCGCCGAGCACAUCACCAACCACUACCUGGGGCUCUGCGCCGCCCUGGAGCCCAUCCUCAGCGCCAAGACCAAGGAAGAGAUGGCAUCGGCCCUGGUGCAUAUCCUGCAGAGCACAGGCAAGGUGAAGGACUUCCUGACUGACCUGAUGAUGUCAGAGGUGGACCGCUGCGGAGACAAUGAGCAUCUUAUCUUCCGGGAGAACACGCUGGCCACCAAGGCCAUCGAGGAGUACCUCAAACUUGUGGGCCAGAAGUACCUGCAGGACGCACUAGGGGAGUUCAUCAAGGCAUUGUACGAGUCAGACGAGAACUGUGAAGUGGACCCGAGCAAGUGUUCAGCCGCCGACCUCCCCGAGCACCAGGGCAACCUCAAGAUGUGCUGCGAGCUGGCCUUUUGCAAGAUCAUCAACUCCUACUGUGUCUUCCCUCGGGAGCUGAAAGAGGUGUUCGCCUCGUGGCGGCAGGAGUGCAGCAGCCGCGGGCGCCCGGACAUCAGCGAGCGACUCAUCAGCGCCUCCCUGUUCCUGCGCUUCCUCUGCCCCGCCAUCAUGUCGCCCUCGCUCUUCAACCUGCUGCAGGAGUACCCCGACGACCGCACUGCCCGCACCCUCACCCUCAUUGCCAAGGUUACCCAGAACUUGGCCAACUUUGCCAAGUUUGGCAGCAAGGAGGAGUACAUGUCGUUCAUGAACCAGUUCCUGGAGCACGAGUGGACCAACAUGCAGCGUUUCCUGCUGGAGAUCUCCAACCCCGAGACCAUCUCCAACACCGCGGGCUUCGAGGGCUACAUCGACCUGGGCCGGGAGCUCUCCAGCCUGCACUCGCUGCUCUGGGAGGCUGUCAGCCAGCUGGAGCAGAGUAUUAUAUCCAAACUGGGACCCCUGCCUCGAAUCCUGAGGGAUGUCCACACGGCACUGAGCACCCCAGGCAGUGGGCCGCUCACUGGGACCAACGACCUGGCGUCCACGCCCGGCUCAGGCAGCAGCAGCAUCUCGGCAGGGCUGCAGAAGAUGGUUAUCGACAACGAUCUCUCCGGUCUGAUAGAUUUCACCCGGUUACCGUCUCCAACCCCCGAAAACAAGGACUUGUUUUUUGUCACAAGGUCCUCCGGGGUCCAGCCCUCACCUGCCCGCAGCUCGAGUUACUCGGAAGCCAACGAGCCUGACCUUCAGAUGGCCAACGGUGGCAAGAGCCUGUCCAUGGUGGACCUCCAAGACGCCCGCGCGCUGGAUGGGGAGGCAGGCUCCCCGGCGGGCCCCGACGCCCUCGCCGACGGGCAGGCACCCGCCGCUCAGCUGGUGGCCGGGUGGCCGGCCCGGGCCGCCCCAGGGAAUCUGGCAGGGCUGGCCACUGUGCGACGGGCAGGCCAGACGCCAACCACGCCGGGCACCUCUGAAGGCGCACCAGGCCGGCCCCAGCUGUUGGCGCCGCUCUCCUUCCAGAACCCUGUGUACCAGAUGGCGGCCGGCCUGCCUUUGUCGCCCCGUGGCCUGGGUGACUCCGGCUCUGAGGGCCACAGCUCCCUGAGCUCACACAGCAACAGCGAGGAGCUGGCAGCUGCCGCCAAGCUGGGAAGCUUCAGCAGCGCCGCCGAGGACCUGGGGCGGCGGCCCGGGGAGCUGGCACGGCGGCAGGUGUCGCUGACUGAGAAGGGCGGGCAGCCCACGGUGCCGCGGCAGAACAGCGCUGGCCCGCAGCGGAGGAUCGACCAGCCCCCGCCCCCGCCCCCGCCCCCACCGCCUGCUCCCCGCGGCCGGACGCCGCCCACCCUGCUGAGCACGCUGCAGUACCCACGGCCCUCAAGCGGAACCCUGGCAUCGGCCUCGCCGGACUGGGCCGGCCCCGGCGCCCGGCUGCGCCAGCAAUCCUCCUCCUCCAAGGGCGACAGCCCGGAGCUGAAGCCUCGGGCCGUGCACAAGCAGGGCCCUUCACCCGUGAGCCCUAAUGCCCUGGACCGCACGGCCGCUUGGCUCUUGACCAUGAACGCGCAGUUGUUAGAAGACGAGGGCCUGGGCCCAGACCCCCCCCACAGGGAUAGGCUAAGGAGUAAGGAGGAGCUCAGCCAAGCAGAGAAGGACCUGGCAGUGCUGCAGGACAAGCUGCGCAUCUCCAACAAGAAGCUGGAGGAGUACGAGACGCUGUUCAAGUGCCAGGAGGAGACGACACAGAAGCUGGUGCUGGAGUACCAGGCGCGGCUGGAGGAGGGCGAGGAGCGGCUGCGGCGGCAGCAGGAGGACAAGGACAUCCAGAUGAAGGGCAUCAUCAGCAGGCUGAUGUCCGUGGAGGAGGAGCUGAAGAAGGACCACGCGGAGAUGCAGGCGGCCGUGGACUCCAAACAGAAGAUCAUCGAUGCCCAGGAGAAGCGCAUCGCCUCGCUGGACGCUGCCAACGCCCGCCUCAUGAGUGCCCUGACUCAGCUGAAAGAGAGGUACAGCAUGCAAGCCCGUAACGGCAUCUCCCCCACCAACCCCACCAAAUUGCAGAUUACUGAGAACGGCGAGUUCAGAAACAGCAGCAAUUGUUAACCUGCCCGAGGAGAGGGGAGGACCGUGGUGGCCCAGGGCAGGGUCUCGGCCAGGGGGAAAGCACCCCCACAGCCGCAGCCCCCGCGCGGGGGGCCAGAGGCCGAGGCUCGUGUCCCCCUCCCCUCCACCCGAGGUCCAGGAGGCGGCCACAGAGGGAGCCUCGAGAGACUGACGCGGCCUGCUCCCCUUCUCUUCCGGCCGAGGAGCGGUUGGGGCAGGCGGAAGAGACUGCACGCCGGGGAGUGGGCGCGGCCGGGGCGGGGGGAGCAGGCGGCGGCCAAAACCUACCUGUCGGUCAUUGAAUCCGGUGUCUGUCGCCCUUCCACCCGCACCUGGCCGAGUGCAUGGACCCGCACCCUCCCAGGGAGGGAGCUGCCUGGAGAGAUGGAGGCGCAAAGAGCGAGGGGCCUAGUCCUGAGCUUCCCCUGGCCUCUGAGGGCCCCGGACUCCCUCAGCCAGGCCCUGCUCUGUGGGACCGCCCCCCUCAGGUUCCAGGAGCCGCCAGGCGACGGCUGGUCUGCAGGCAGGGAGAAGGUGGGGCAUGGAACUGCCGGCGUUCCGCAUCCCUGCCCACGUCCCCCGAGUCCCUGCCACUGCAUGCAGCCCGGUGGGCCCCCUCCUGGCUGCAAGGAACUGAGGAUCCACCCUGUACCUGCCCCCAGACUCCCCCUCUUUCCACCUCACCUCCCGCCCUCCCUUGUUCUGCCAAAUAGGCCACGAGGGGAUCACAGCUCACUUUUCUGGGCCCUCGUACCUGAGGACCCAGGGCCUCCCCUCUUGCCACAUGGGCCCAGGUGGUACCUGCGGCUCCUGAAGCCAAAGAUCUGGGCAGCGUUGGCCCCGACGGCCCCACAGCACCUGCCCUCCUCUGGGGGCCGGGGCAGCAGGGCGCGGCGCCCGCAGGGAGUGGUCAGCUGUGCCCGCGCUGAGGGAAAGGCUGGUCUUGGGCUUUCCCCACUGCUGGUUUGAAAAAAAAAUUCUAAUGCCCACAGGCCCUGAGAAGGUGGAUAACUGUGAUUUUCUUUCCUUUCACAGUAUGCAUUAGAAACAAAAGCCCGCUUGCUCGCUUGCUGGAACACAGGGGCCUUUUAAAUUGAGCGUGCGCACUGCAUGGGAAAUAGCGGCCCUGGAGGAUGUUAGACUUGCUCCCUCUCCAAGACAGCAGCAGCCUGCAGCGCCCGCCGUGUGUGCGGCCGGCCUCCUCCUCACCCCUCUCGCCCCAGCCAAGGACCCAGGCGCUGCAGACAGGGGAGGGGCGCACCCGCCGGGGGCCGGUUUUCCCCAGCUCUAGGCUGCUCUGUGGCUUUUCAGCCCCCCCCCACCCCUGGCGGGCCGUAGGUGGGCAGGAGCUUGGGCCCUCUGUUCCCGCCUGUCCCCACUCCUACAGAUGGCAGCCCGGCCCUGGGUAACGUCAGUCUGGGCAGGAGCUGGGGCGUUUGCCCACAGCAGAGCCAGGCCGGGCGAGCUGCAGUGGCCGCCUCCACUCGGCCUCAGGAAGCUGAGCAGGCCUGGGAAUGAGCGCUGAGCCUGCCCCAGGGCCGGGCUGACCACAGAGCCCACCAGGAAGGGGCAUGCGGGAGGGGGCCGGCCUGCCCUGCACCCCGGCCCUGCAUGUUCUGGAAAGGGGCUCCUAGAUGAAACCUGUAGUCAGUGAGGCCAGAGGCAGGGGCCUGCAGAGUCACAGACCUCAGGAAGGAAGGGGUGGGGGCUGAACCCUGCCCCCUGCUGGCCACACAGGCAGGGCCUGGCCCAGGGCUGUCCUCCUCUGUCUCAGACUUGUCCCCCACUGUCCAGGGAGCCCUCUUCAGAACCCCCACCCUACCCCGCCCCACCCCUCCCCUCUCCUGCCAAUGCCUCCAGCGACCUCGGACUGAGCGCCUCUUAGCAAUACGUGGGGGGAGGUCCCCAGGGCCCGGGCCGCGGGGUGCAGGAGGCCCCACAAGGUGGCUGCGCUGGCAGCCCUUGGCACGGGCGGUGAGCUCUCGGGCCGAGAGCCUUAUUUACAUAGUGCAAAAACUGUAAAAGUGUACAGACUUCCCAGAUUUUUAUCUGAAAUGCAAGUUGCCGAUUUUUGUACAUGUUCUUGGUGUUUGACUGCAAUGUAACUCUCUCACCGACGGUUGUACAUACUCGCGUCCUGGUGCUGCCGAGGGCUGCCCGGACCGCUGCUCUCCGGUGGGUUCUAUUUUAUUUUUUAACCUAGAGAACAGUAUUGAGCAGGAGGAAGCGGUUUGGGGAUCGCGUCGGGGGGUUUCGCCCCCGCCCGUGGCGCUGAUCUGCUGGCUCGGCGGCUGCCGGCCGGGUGGGCCCCGCCAGAGC
Messenger RNA from Talpa occidentalis (Iberian mole), 9226 nucleotides. It is a transcript of the gene DAB2IP, whose product is annotated as DAB2 interacting protein. The transcript has 14 exons. The record is from RefSeq and is a predicted model, not a curated record. NCBI's taxonomy places the organism in Eukaryota, Metazoa, Chordata, Mammalia, Eulipotyphla, Talpidae. Bases 3713 to 6907 code for a protein of 1064 amino acids. Gene Ontology annotation, biological process: regulation of GTPase activity.